CAAGGCCAUCAAAGUAUUAAUAUAGAUACUGCAGGGUGUCAUUCGUUUAAGCAAUUGGACUUCAAGGAAAUGCAGAAUUCUUGAAACUGCACCCCGUGAAAUCUUCCUGCAGCAUACACUAACCGAUAUUCUCCAUUCACCCAACAGUCAAUUGUUUUUAUUAUCACGUAAAUUAGUAAAUUCUUGAUCACUAACCGAUUGUCUCCGUUCACCCCACAGUCAAUGGUGUUCAUCACCAUUCUUCUGUUUGCCGUGGCCUACAUCUUUGCCAUAGUGGGUGUGGUGUUCUUCGAAUCCUAUUCCAUUCCUGACAGACCUGACCUCAACUACCAGCACAGCUUCAGCUCCCUACCGAGGGCUCUGCUGACACUAUUCCAGCUGUUCACCCUGGACCAGUGGGUGGAUAUCCACUCGGACCUGGUGGCGGUCUCCAACAGGGCAUUCACCAGCACCUACAUCCUCCUCUGGGUCUGGGUGGGCGCCUUCCUCUUCAGGAACCUCUUCGUUGGGAUCAUGGUCAACAACUUCCAGACCAUCACGGCAGACCUGUUCCGGAGGCAGGAGUGUGUGGAGCAGUCUGAGGAACUGGCGAGGAUGAAAGAGGAACUGGACAAUGAGAUUAACAAGCAUGACAACCGUAUGCACAGACCACACCUGUUUCCAUCAGUGGACUCUAUUCAACAGGCAACCAGGUGCAUAUGUUUGCAUUUGCUUACCAACAUACAUACAUACAGC
This is a messenger RNA of Geodia barretti, 735 nucleotides long. NCBI's taxonomy places the organism in Eukaryota, Metazoa, Porifera, Demospongiae, Tetractinellida, Geodiidae. The record is from the annotation of a GenBank genome assembly.